GCAGAGGCGCUGCCGGCAGCCGGUGCGGGAGAGGGGCGCGGCGAGGAUAAGGCGACCUCGGGCGGCAUGGGCUGCAGCGAGAGCAGCCAGGGCGGCAGGAAGGUGUCCUUCGGGCUGGAUGAGCGGGAGCGAGUCCGGGUGCUGCAGGGCAUCAGGCUCACUGAAGAUGUAGUGAACCGGAUGAAAGGAUCCUCUCAAAGCAGAAGGGAGAACCAGAGAUCUCCCCGUGCAGCCAAUGGCACAGCUCCCUCCUCACUGGCUGCAGAAGGGAAACCCAGACCUACAGAAAUUCAGCCACCAAAAGCAAGUGACUCUUCUGCAGAGCAGGAACUCUACAGGAGGUAUAUGGAGGAGCAGGCACUGGUCCAAGAGGAGCUGCUCCGGCUGGCCAAGAGAGAAAGGGAAGCAGCCAGCGAGGCCAAGGAAAGGAUCGGCAUUAUUGAGGAGAGGCAGAGAGCAGCCCAGCUGGCUGUGGAGCUGCAAGGCUGGGAGGCAGACCUGAAGCGACAGGAGGCCUUCUAUCAAGAGCAGUUGGCCCGCAUUGAGAAGAAGAAUGCAGAGAUCUACAAGAUGACAUCCGAGCAGUAUCAGGAGGCAGCCACCAAGGCAGAGGAACGGAUAAAGAGGAGGAAUGCUGAUCCUAUCUGUGCAAAUCUGCAGUCUGAAAUCAUGAAGUGCUACCAAGAAAACAAACGUGAAGUGCUCAAAUGCUCGGAGCUGGCAAAGGAAUAUCAGCGCUGUGUUAGUGCAGCUCAUAAGGAGCUGUUUGUUAAUUCUGGAUAAACAUCAUCCACCAAAGAGCAGAGAACAGGGACCAUGGACGCCCUUGGAAGCUCCAGCAUCCUUCUGGACAGACACUGACCAAAACCAGUGCCUUCUGCCCUCCAUGACCAAGACAAUACAACAUGAUUCCUCUUCUAACUGCCUGCAUGUAUCAGUCUGGUUGGACGUUCCUGGGGUUGGGAGAAGGGUCUCAGGAGCAGGGGAUGCUAUAGUUUCUUUUCAUUGCUUUGCAAUGUAAAGAAUAUGUUGACCCCAGGUGCUUCCAGCAUAGCUUAUAGCUUAGGGUCUUGCUCCAACACAAGCCUGGUUUACCCAGUUCUAACUUUGGUUUCACCAACCUACAUCUGAAUUUCUGGAGCUGUUGCCUCUGUUUGUUUGCUCUGGAGAAAGGGGUCUGAAGUAUUUGGAAGUAACCCUGAGUAGCUUGUUAGGAUGAACUGUUCCUAGCAUGCUCCCAUUGGUUACACCAGCAGGCACAUUCCUUCCCUUCCAAGGUUCCCUCCUAAACAAUAAAGUGUUUAACAGUCA
This is a messenger RNA of Onychostruthus taczanowskii (white-rumped snowfinch), 1311 nucleotides long. RefSeq names its product coiled-coil-helix-coiled-coil-helix domain containing 6 (gene CHCHD6). The record is from RefSeq and is a predicted model, not a curated record. Gene Ontology annotation, cellular component: mitochondrion; MICOS complex. Gene Ontology annotation, biological process: DNA damage response; cristae formation. NCBI's taxonomy places the organism in Eukaryota, Metazoa, Chordata, Aves, Passeriformes, Passeridae. Bases 67 to 783 code for a protein of 238 amino acids. The transcript is spliced from 8 exons.